AUGGGACUGAUUUUGGAUCCCACUGGGGCUGCUUUGUAUGAGGGAGGGCACGCCAAACAUGCGCAGCUCCCGCAGCCUCUCCCCGCGGGGCCUGGACUGCAGCCCUUCUGUCUCAGGCUGGCCUCCCUCGCAGGGAGGGGGUCAGAGCGACACAAGACAGAUGAGGGACGCGCCAGAGGUGGCCCCGAGGCAGGAGCCCGCGGCAUAGUUCGUGGCCCGGCCGGCGAUUGGCAGCCACGAGGCUUCCCAGUCCCCGGAGGCGCCGGCCGGCCCUUCCCCGCUCCCCGCGCACGGGACGGCCCGCCGGCGGCGGCAGCGGCGAUUGGCGGGGCGGGGCGGGGGGGGGGGGCGGCCAGAGCCCAGCCGAGCGCCCUCCCGCCUGCCCGCCCUCCUCCGGCUGUGUUGCGCGGGGAGCCGCGGUGGGCGCCGCAAGCAGCGAGGGAGGGGGGCCCGCUCCAGCCCAGCACGCCGCCGCCGCCGCCGCCAUGCAGCCGUAGCAGCCCAGAGUUUUUGGGACCCGGCAGCAGCUGCGAGGCCAUGGGGAGCAGCAGAUGCAGCAGGAGCAGCAGCAGCAGGGCUUGAAGACAUUCGGGACUGUCUUAACCUGUGGGGAAACGGUACGUUCACUUCCGCCGCAGCACGACUGACUGCACUUCGACCAGUGUCAGAAUUCAAAAUGACCUGGACAGACUGGAGAGCUGGGCCAAAACUCACAAAGUGGAUUUCAGCAAUGAUAAAUGUGAGAUACGACACUCUGGCAGAAAACAGUGAAAUGCACAGAUACAAGAUGGGCGACGCCUGGAUUGACAACAGUGCGUGUGACUGGGAUCUGUGAGUCUUAGUAGACCACAAACGGAACAUGAGGCAACAGUGUGAUGCAGCGGCCAAGAAGGCCAAUGCGAUUUUAGGCUGGACCAAUGGGAGUGUAGUGUUGUGCUGAUCAAGGAACAUAAUAGUACUUGUCUGUUCGGCAUUGGUCAGACCUCACCUGGAAUAUUGUGUAUAGUUCUGGGCACCAUAAUUCAAGAAGGAUAUUGGCAAGCUGGAACGGAUCCAGAG
Messenger RNA from Sphaerodactylus townsendi, 1059 nucleotides. RefSeq names its product sterile alpha motif domain-containing protein 1-like. The coding region runs from base 1 to 582 and encodes 193 amino acids. NCBI's taxonomy places the organism in Eukaryota, Metazoa, Chordata, Lepidosauria, Squamata, Sphaerodactylidae. The transcript is spliced from 4 exons. The record is from RefSeq and is a predicted model, not a curated record.